CAGUUUCACUCCACUUUGUUCUUGUGAUUAAAAAGGAAACCCUAGCUACGAACAUUCAAAAUUUACCCUAAAAAAAGAAACCAAACAUCACGUCUCAGACAUUAUCCGAAAUCUCAAUGGAUCCAUACACACAAAACAAUAACAACCACAACAUGAGCUACCAAGACUUCAGCAGCUUGUCCACCGUUGCAUCCGGUUCCUCCAGUAACUCUCCGGCGGUUGCAGCCACCCCGAGCCGCUACGAGAACCAAAAACGCCGUGACUGGAACACUUUCUGUCAGUACCUCAAAAACCACCACCCUCCACUCUUUAUACAACAAUGCAGUGGUGCACAUGUGCUUGAAUUCCUUUGUUACCUGGACCAGUUUGGAAAGACUAAGGUUCACACCUUAAUAUGUCCGUUUUACGGGCACCCGAACCCACCAGCUCCUUGUCCGUGCCCACUUCGACAAGCUUGGGGCAGUUUGGAUGCACUAAUAGGCCGGCUUAGGGCUGCGUAUGAAGAGAACGGUGGGGCUCCAGAAGUUAACCCGUUUGGGGCAAGACCAGUGAAGCUUUACCUUCGUGAGAUUCGUGAGUUGCAAUCGAAAGCAAGAGGGAUCAGCUAUGAGAAGAAGAAACGGAAACGUUUAGCGCCACAAGAAGAUCAUGAUAACAAAUUACUUCCUGGUAUGGACUAAUUACUUUGUUUUUACUCUAUUUUCGGAUAUUGUUAUCUUUCAUUUUAUGUUAAGUUCGCAAGACUUCAAGGGUACUACAAGCAUAUUUUAGUUAAGGAUUAUUGCUACUUUUGGUUUCCAUUUGGGUAUCUAGAUAUUUAUAAUGAAGACUAUGAAGAUGCUAUU
This is a messenger RNA of Helianthus annuus (common sunflower), 845 nucleotides long. RefSeq names its product protein LIGHT-DEPENDENT SHORT HYPOCOTYLS 3. Bases 117 to 680 code for a protein of 187 amino acids. The record is from RefSeq and is a predicted model, not a curated record. The transcript has a single exon. Lineage: Eukaryota; Viridiplantae; Streptophyta; Magnoliopsida; Asterales; Asteraceae. Gene Ontology annotation, cellular component: nucleus. Gene Ontology annotation, biological process: response to light stimulus; mRNA transcription.